Triplophysa dalaica is the source of this 3734-nucleotide messenger RNA. It is a transcript of the gene ncapg2, whose product is annotated as non-SMC condensin II complex, subunit G2. The coding region runs from base 72 to 3494 and encodes 1140 amino acids. Gene Ontology annotation, biological process: mitotic sister chromatid segregation. Gene Ontology annotation, cellular component: condensin complex; nucleus. The record is from RefSeq and is a predicted model, not a curated record. The transcript has 27 exons. Lineage: Eukaryota; Metazoa; Chordata; Actinopteri; Cypriniformes; Nemacheilidae.
GGAAAUAUUGAAACGGGCGUAGGUGGACUGAGCUUCUGCAUGUAAACAAACGUGACAGGACUCUCGGUAUAAUGUCGAAACGAAAGCAGCUUUUGGACUCUCUAAAUCCUGAACACGUCGAAGAUUUUCUGAACUUUACCAAGCUUCAUAAGGAUGGAGCGGAUCCAUUUGACCUGGUGGAGGUUCUGUCAGAGCUGCAGAGGAGCCAGAGGCAGGAGCUGUGGGACAGACUGCUGAAGUUACUGCAGCACACCCUCACUACUCACCCUCCAGAGCGCUGGAUCACUGGAGCCGAGGAGGAUCCUGGGGACAUGGAGGUGGAAGUUCCUGAAGAGCAGAUGCAGGCCAUGGCCAUAAUAGAGGGUGUCACUAUUGUUUCUACAGUGUCUAUAGAUAUUUUACAGGAAAAUGACACCUACACCUCUCUUCUUGAUGUUGCCCAGAUGCUCAACUGUAUAGAGAGUUCUUUGCCGCUGUCACAAACACCCCUCAAGCAGGCUAUUCAUUGGAUGUUUGAAUGCUGGUGGAAGCGGGAUCUAAAAGGGAAAGAGGAGCUUGGUUGGACUGCUUUCCUUGUUUGUUUGGAGAACACUGUUACUCUUGAGAAACCGGUGAGUGAGCUCAGAAGGCUGUGUACUCUACGAGAGGUGCUUCUCAGUGUGGACUUUACAUCUGAAAGGGGCCAACAGGUUAUCGAUCCUCUGCUCCAGUGUUUUUUCAGAGCUUCUCAUAUCAAACAAGAAGAGGGGAAACGCUUCCUUGCCUCCCUAUUCUCAUGGAAUGAAAGCUUCAUUCGGAUGAUUCAUGAAACAAUUAAGAACCAGCUGCAGUUCUUCCCAAAAACUCUAUCUGUACAUGUGGCUGAGAUUUACUUCAGAGCAUGGAGAAAAGCAUCCGGCACUUUCCUGGAGGAGAUUGAAUCCACCUGCAUCCAGGAUUUAAUGCAGCACGCUAUGUUGCUGCAUAGAGACUCACCUGUACACAACAGAGUCAGACAGAUCAUUACUUAUUUCAGCAAGCAGAAGUUUCGAGAGGGAGUAGAUGAGAUGCUGCACAGACUAUACAAACCAAUUCUGUGGAAAGCACUAAAGGCCACUAAUGCUGAAGUCCGGGCCAACGCCACACUGCUGUUUACGGAGGCCUUUCCCAUUCAUGACCCCAGCAUGAACAGUGAGAUGGUAGACCAGGCUGUUCAGAAGCAAUUGGAUUUAUUGUUUGCUCUUCUUGAUGACCCCCAGCCUCUUGUGCGCUCAUCUGCAGUGCUGGGUGUGUGUUCUGUCCUGGCCCGUUGCUGGGAGGUCAUCCCCUCCACUGUCAUCACAGACCUUCUGCAGAAGCUCAUCCUGCAGCUGGCAAAUGACACCAGCUCUCCAGAUGUCCGCUGUUCUGUCUUUAUGUGUAUGUCUAUAAUUCUGGAUAACAGUGUGAGCCAUCCACUCAUGGAAAAACUAUUGCCUGCACUGAAGAGCAGCCUCCAUGACAGCUCUGAAAAGGUGCGAGUUGCGUUUGUGGGAAUGCUCCUCAAGAUCAAGGGUGUCCGGGCAGCCAAGUUUUGGAAAGUUUGUUCCCUGGAACACCUGCUGGCUCGUUUAGAGAUAGACUCGCCUCCCGUCUCCAAGCGAAUUGUCAAUCUUCUCUUCAACUCAUUCUUUCCAGUCAACCAACCAGAGACUGUCUGGUGUGAGCGAUGUGUCACCCUGAUUCAGACAAAUCGAGGAGCAGCUCGCAAGUUUUACCAAUACGCCUAUCUGUACACCGCUCCUGCCAAUAUAGUUAAACUGAUGCUGGUGAUCCGAAAGUGUCUGAAUGUGUGCAUUCAAAAUUCAGGAGAUGAUGAGUUUGCAUCCAGCAAUAAAGAAAACAGCACGUUGCUAGAGGAUGUUCUCUCAGUACAAGACACUUCCUCCAUGGCCAGUUUACUGGAGAUUUUGGUCAUUUUGUGGAAAAGUGUCCAGAAAUCUCUCCAGUCUAACCAAGAGGCCUUGAAGUACACCACAUCAAAGUUUUCCUCUGUACUGCCACAGUAUCUCAAAGUUUUUCAGGAGGAGCGGUGUAAAGCCCCUCUCAUUCUUCUAGCCUCUCUGCUUCCUGCCUCUGCUGUGCCAGCUCUGAGGAGUAAAGUGAUGUCUCACUUGAAGAGUCUGAAAGCGGGCUCUGCUGUGAUGGCGUACAGUCAGUCGGUGGAGUGUCUCUGUAGCUGGGGGCAGAUCAGCCAUAUUGUGGAACUGAUAGAGAACUGGCUCACAGAAGCCGCACCUGUAAAUGGGCAGGGGGGGGAAAACUCAACUGGCAAAGUGCAUUUUGAUGGACUAGAGGAGUCAAAGCCAGAUCUGGGCCUGGACUAUCUGGAUUACCUGCUGUUGCACCCAAAAACACGAGACAGUCUGCUUACGAUGCAACUAGAUCAGAUCAGACAGCUCCAUAAUGCCCUCUACAAAUGGAAGUCACUGCUGUUAUCCUCUCUAAAUGGAUCAGAGGUCAGUACGGCCAUCACUGAAACAGCCCUGAGAGCUUUUAUUUUCCAUGGCCGACUCAGCAUCCACCUUCAACACAAAUACCCAGAGGAGCGAGAGUUCCUGGGAUCCCUUGAGCAUUCUGUGUCCUGGGUAGAGAAGAAAGUCCUUCCUAUAAUGACCAGCUCCAGCAAUGAGCAGCAGUUAUCUUUCAGCAGGAAGAUAGUCGAAAGUUGUUCAACAGUGUGCAAGAAUGUGCUACGAGUCAAUGUAGGUGACAGUGAUUUCAGAGACCACUUAUUACAGCACGUUGGUUCUGUGCUGCAGUCCGAAAAAGGAUACAUCUGCAUCCCUCAUGUGCUCGCUUUGCUUACUGAGGUGGCACAGUCCUGCCUUUCUCAUAAGAUUGAUGGGGAAGAUGAUCAGAGGUCCCUCACUGUCCGCAUUUUGACCAACAUCUUCCAGAAAAUCAUAGAGAUUAUGGCACACAGACUACGUAAAGACAAAGAAGAGGGUCAGGAGCUCUGUUGCUCUUCUGAGAAUGAUCUUUAUGACUUUCUGCUGGUGACUAAUUUCACAACGGAGAGGUCAGAGUUCAUUACAGGAGUCUUUUCAUCACUCUGUGCAGCAGUUAUUAUUGAUAUCAGCCGCACACUUCAGAAGAUCUCUCAUGUGGAAGAGGUGUUGACACCAGAAACAGUUGAUGACCUUCCAUCUCUGUCAAACACCAUCCUCAAGGUUAUCCUUAGAUCACCUGCAGUUACCAGUUUUUUUCUGGCAGAAAUGAGCUCCUCUAUAGAUUCAGAGGCCAUCGAUAGCAUCCCACAGUGGGCCGCAGUUACACACAUUCUCACCGUCAUCAAACAAACUGAUGUAUUUAAUAUGGAGUUAAAGGAAAUUGGUGUGUCAGUUCGAAGACAAAUACAGAGCCAUUACAACAUCACGGCAGAAAACACCGAAAAUAUAGAGAGGACCAUCUAUGAAUCCACUGUCAGGAUGCUGAAUGAUAUCCUAACAUCAUGCCAACAAUCAGACGGUUAAGCAGUACAGCCUAUAGCUAACAUACACACAAAUCCUGCCUGUUCAAAAGUAUUUUAUCUGUGUUAUCUAAUACCAAAGUGCUUACACUAUCUAUCUCUUGAUACAUUUUUUUAUUGUUUAUACAGUGUUAAAUGCCACAGUCGAUUUAUUAUGCUUCAUAUUGGUGGUGCUGAACUUUAAGGCUUUUAUUUUCAACAUACUUCUGUAUAAAUCAAUACAAAGCUUUUUUUAGUAUCUGUA